Molecule: messenger RNA, 1618 nt
Organism: Musa acuminata subsp. malaccensis (wild Malaysian banana)
Lineage: Eukaryota; Viridiplantae; Streptophyta; Magnoliopsida; Zingiberales; Musaceae
Product: molybdate transporter 2
Biological process (GO): molybdate ion transport
Molecular function (GO): molybdate ion transmembrane transporter activity
Source: RefSeq, a predicted model, not a curated record
GGUGCACGUAAUCUGACCUUUCAACCACCCCAAGCGUCGGCACCCUUGCUCUUCUUCUUCCUGCCUCUCCCUCGUCCGUUCCCACGGCCAUGGCGGGUGACGCUACUACCGACCCCCUCCUCCCCCGCGCCGGAUUCCGGGGGUGGUGCUGCCCCCGCUUCUCUGUCACGCUGCCCUCCCCGGCCGCCAGCUUCCGCCUCAAGACCACCGUGUGGGCGGAGCUGGGCGGCUCCGUCGGCGACCUCGGCACCUAUAUACCCAUCGUCCUCGCACUCUCCCUCGUCAACCACCUCGACCUGGGCACCACCCUCAUUUUCACCGGCCUCUACAACGCCAUCACCGGUCUCCUCUUCGGCGUCCCCAUGCCCGUUCAGCCCAUGAAGUCCAUCGCCGCCGUCGCCAUCUCCGAAUCCUCCGCCCACCUCUCCGUCCCCCAGAUCAUGGCUGCCGGCCUCUCCACCGCCGCUGUCCUCUUCCUCCUUGGCGCCACCGGCCUCAUGUCCGCCCUCUACCGCUUCAUUCCCCUCCCCGUCGUCCGCGGCGUCCAGCUCUCACAGGGCCUCUCCUUUGCUUUCUCCGCCAUCAAGUACAUCCGUUACGACCAGGACUUCGCCGCCGCCAAGUCCGUCGGUCCCCGCCCCUGGCUCGGCCUAGACGGCCUCGUCGUCGCCAUCUCCGCCCUCCUCUUCAUCGUCCUCGUCACCGGCUCCGGCGAUGAUCCUCCCCUCCAAGACCCUUCGACUCCCCGCCGCCGUCAGCGCGGCUCCUGCGUCCCAUACUCCUCGCGUAUCCCGACGGCUCUGCUGGUGUUCGUGCUGGGCGUCGUCCUAUGCUUCGCCCGCGACCCGUCCAUCUUCGGCGACCUCAAGCUCGGCCCUUCCAGGAUCCAGCUCGUCCGGAUCACCUGGAACGACUGGAAAGUGGGCUUCGUCCGGGCGGCGAUCCCGCAGAUCCCCCUUUCGGUGCUCAAUUCGGUGAUCGCCGUAUGCAAGCUCUCCUCCGACCUGUUCCCGUCGCGGGGGCACGAGGUGUCGGCCACAGCCGUGUCGGUGAGCGUGGGGCUGAUGAACAUGGUGGGCUGUUGGUUCGGCGCCAUGCCCGUCUGCCAUGGCGCCGGUGGGCUGGCGGGGCAGUACCGGUUCGGCGGCCGCAGCGGGGCGUCGGUGCUGUUCCUAGGGAUCGGGAAGGUAGUCCUGGGGCUGCUCUUUGGUAGCUCCUUCGUGCGGUUGCUGGGGGCAUUCCCCAUCGGAAUCCUGGGGGUGCUGUUGCUCUUCUCGGGGAUCGAGCUGGCUAUGGCGUCGAGGGACAUGGCGAGCAAGGAGGAGUCGUUCGUGAUGCUGGUGUGCGCCGCGGUCUCCCUGACGGGGUCAAGCGCCGCGCUGGGUUUCGGUUGCGGCAUCCUGCUCUUUCUUCUACUGAGGCUGCGGGAGGUGAACUGCCGCGCCCUGCUGCCCUCCACAAACAACGGCGACGGUGGAGGCGACCGCUGCUAGUGCUGGCCAGUGGCAAAUCCAAUAUUAUUAUUGAACUUCUCAUUAUAAACUUGCAAUUAUUGGAAUGAAUCUUUUUCUGGAUUAUCGUAUAUGAAUUAUCAUAAACCUGCGAUCAUUGAGAUUGA